AUGAAGUUCUUCAUCUGCACUUUGGCUUUGCUGGGCGUAGCUCAGGCGGGUUUGCUGCCGCAUCUGGAGCACGAUCUUCAUCACGAGGAGCUGCCACACUUUGUGGACGGCGACGUUCAUCAUUCGGAUGGUAUACAUCUGGGCCAUAGCUCCGCUAUAGUGAUCGAUGGCGGCGAUCACCAUGUGGACCCAGUGCCACAUCCUGUCUACCAUCACGAUGGCUAUUCUGCCCAUUUGGAUCACGAUGUGCACCAUGCCCAUGUUCAUGCUCCGGCCAAGAUCGUCAGCCACGAGCCCAUCCAUGAAGUGGAGCCAGUUCAUCAUGUUCACAAAGUGGUGCACGAUGAGCCACACCAUUUCCUGCACUACAGGAAUCCCGUGGUCGAUCAUCACAUUAUCCACAACAACCAUGCCCACAUCGAUACGCACGCACAUGCCCACGCUGACCUUCACCACUAUGCCCACCACUCAGCUCCGUUGGUGCACCAUCAUCAUGCGGCUCCGCUGGUGCACCAUCACAGUCAUGCUGCUGUGGUGCACAAGACCAUCUAUCCGGCCCACUUGGAUGUGCACAGCCAUGCCAAUCUGCUGUCCUUUGCCAAGCACCAUUUGCACGGUAAAUACGGCAAAGUGAAGAUCACCGAGACUCAUUACUGA
Molecule: messenger RNA, 657 nt
Organism: Drosophila hydei
Lineage: Eukaryota; Metazoa; Arthropoda; Insecta; Diptera; Drosophilidae
Product: histidine-rich glycoprotein
Exons: 2
Coding region: 1-657 (218 amino acids)
Source: RefSeq, a predicted model, not a curated record